Messenger RNA from Schistosoma margrebowiei, 1278 nucleotides. Lineage: Eukaryota; Metazoa; Platyhelminthes; Trematoda; Strigeidida; Schistosomatidae. The record is from the annotation of a GenBank genome assembly.
UCAGGGAAAUUCAUUCUGAAGGCCGAAUUUAAACAAUGUCAAGUAGUGGUAAUUGGUGUUUAAUAGAAAGCGAUCCUGGAGUAUUCACUGAACUUAUCAGAGGUUUCGGUGUAGAAAGUUUGGAAUGCGAAGAAGUUUAUGAUCUAACAGAAACAAGCAGCGUGUCUGACGCACUUGGGUUCAUUUUCCUAUUUAACUACGAUGAUAAACAAGAUAACGUUGGAAAAGUGGUAACUGACGCAAAUAACAGGGGCAUAUUUUUUGCGAAACAAACAAUUUCAAAUGCUUGUGCGACUCAAGCAAUCAUUAAUAUCUUGUUAAAUAUUGAUGACAAAGUGUCCAUUGGUCCAACGUUGUCUGAUUUCAAGUCUUUUGUGUCAGACUUUGACAGUACAAUGAAGGGUACUGCUAUAAGCAAUUCUGAUCAAAUUAGAGUCGUACAUAACAGCUUUAGCAAUUACCAGUUAUUCGAGUUUGACGAGAAAACCCCUAAGUCAAAUGAAGACGUUUACCAUUUUGUUGGUUAUGUUCCUAUUAAUGGUACUUUGUACGAAUUAGAUGGCUUAAAACCCGGCCCUGUUGAUCACGGAAAACUACCUGAAAAUUCAUCUUGGAUAGAUUCGCUUCGUCCGUUGCUAAUGAAGCGUAUGGAGAAAUGUGUAGACGGAAAGUUCAAUAUAAUGGCAGUAGUCCCUAAUCGACUUGCUAUGUACGAAAAACAGUUGGCACAAUAUAAAAAGGACUCAAGUGAUCCAGAAUCUGCCUACAUAACAGAACUAACGAACAAUAUCGCCAGUGAAAAGAAGAAAAUUGCAGCGUAUCGCGCAGAAAAUAUUCGUCGUCGACACAACUAUUUGCCACUUAUCGUGGAGCUUCUCAAGAUGCUGGGUGAAAACGGCCAACUGACUAGUCUGGUUGAAAAAGCUCAAAAGGUUGCUCAAGAACGAAGUGCUCUACACCCAUCAAAUGCUGCGAAGAAAGUGAAAUUUGUCUAAAAGAAUAUAUUCUGUAUGUACAUCUUUUUCAGAAAAUUUUUAUGUAGGUGUGAAACGAUUUUCGUUGUCAGAUGUAUAUAAAAUUUCCAUUUGUGCAGAGCUAUGAGAAGUGUGAGGGUCAUAAGGAAAAUCCCUAGCGCCACACUGAAUCCAUCAACCGUUGGAGAUGCACCGCGAUACCAGCGCAAAAACCUUUCAGAAUGUUCGCGACUACGCAUCCAGGCUGGGGCUUUGAGUUUUUCGUUUUCCAUCAUCAAAAAUUGUGAUGUUAUGUCCAUGCGUG